AUGGACGACGCAGUGCGGACUGGCCCUAGCACUGCGGGGUGGGGCCGCCGCUCGACUCUCCUUCUGAUGUGGUCGCUGGGCGAACUCGUGUCCAUCUUGGUGUACGCGUUCGCCGGCCGGCUCUGGGGCUUCGUCUCCGCCGGCGUGCUCCUCGCACUCGGGUUCGUCAUCUUCACAUGGUACUGCCUGCGGCGCACGAGGGGGUCCGAGGAGUCAACGGUGGGGCAGCAGCCUGAGCCACGGCCGGGCCAGCAUCAUCAGGUUAACGGCUACGGCGUUGUUGGCCUCAGCCAGGGCGACAUCGAGGCCAUCCCGGCGUUCGACUACCGCGCGGCAGAGGCCGACGCCGCCGGCGGCGGCGGCGGCUCAGGGUCGUCGUCGUCGUCCGUGGAGGAGUGCGCGGUGUGCAUCAGCGUCUUGCGGGACGGGGAGACGGUGAGGAGGCUUCCGGCGUGCGGCCACGCGUUCCAUGCGCGGUGCAUCAACGGGUGGCUGCGUGGGCACGCCACCUGCCCGAUCUGCCGUGCCGGCAUCAAGGUCGUCGCCGGCGACGACGGCGAGCCAUCCCCAGUGGCGGCGGCUGUGUAG
This is a messenger RNA of Miscanthus lutarioriparius, 588 nucleotides long. The record is from the annotation of a GenBank genome assembly. NCBI's taxonomy places the organism in Eukaryota, Viridiplantae, Streptophyta, Magnoliopsida, Poales, Poaceae.